This is a messenger RNA of Pieris rapae (cabbage white), 1149 nucleotides long. RefSeq lists its product as uncharacterized. Lineage: Eukaryota; Metazoa; Arthropoda; Insecta; Lepidoptera; Pieridae. The annotation marks the transcript as partial. The transcript is spliced from 8 exons. The record is from RefSeq and is a predicted model, not a curated record.
AAAUCACCAAGAGAUAAUCGUUUUCUAGAUAUAUUCGAGGUUGUUGAAUUUGAUCAUAUCCCUUGUACAUCUUCUAAUGGAUUGGAAGGAUUAUGCCUUCAUGAAUAUGAUUGCCAGAAGUCAGGUGGUACUAAUAUGGGAGUGUGUGCUGAUGGCUAUGGAACGUGUUGUAUCGUGCAAUUCACAUGCGAGAGUAGAUCUGCAUCUCCUAACGGGUGGUUUACUAAUAGAGAGUUUCCCUUGCCAACCUUUGACAGAUUAUCGUGCACCAUUACUUUGGAGAAAGCAUGGCCAGAAGUUAAGCAAAUAAGACUGGAUUUCUUAACAUUUGAAUUGUUGCCUCCCAACUCUGGAAAUUGUGAACAGGACCAAUUUAUAAUAACGGGACAAGAUGUCAACAAUGUUUUACCAAUCCUAUGCGGAAUCAAUACGGGCCAGCACGUCUAUGUAGAAGUUGGAAAUUCAGCAGGCCCUAUCAAUUUGUCGAUCCAAACUGUCACACCUGAGAGUCGUAUAUUUGCUAUAAAGAUUACACAACUUUUGCCAAAUAAUGCCUUAUCACCACCGUCUGGAUGUCUCCAGUAUUUCCAAGAAGAGCAGGGAUAUUUGGUAUCUUUUAACUAUCGGGACAUUUCCGAAAUAUCGAAUGGAAAAACAUCAUCUUAUCUGAAUAAUCUAAAUUAUGUAAUUUGUAUACAACGUCAACCGGGUUCUUGCAGUAUCACUUAUAAAAAUGCUGGAUACAUGCAGAUUGUAAAUUACGAUGGUGAAGGUCUUCCAAUAUUACCUCCAAGGCAAGCAGGAGUAGAAAUCUUUAAUUGUCCGUCAGACUGGCUGUUAAUAUCUGCAAUACGACUUUGUGGAGAAAGAUUAAAUGAUGGGUCUUCCAUUCAAGACUUCUCUUUUGAUGCACCAGUUACAGAUAGUGCUGUUGGUCCUAUUAUGGUUUUGUUUAGAUCUGAUAGUGUUUACACUGGCCGUGGAUUUAAAUUACACUAUCAGCAAAAUUUGUGCUUAAAUGCUUCAUAAAUUAUAAAGAUAUCAUUCAUAUUAAUCUAUUAUAAAAAAAGUUAAACUUAAACUGCAGAAAUUAUUAUUUUAUUCUUGUUGAUGUAAAAGGUAAACCGUUUUAUAUUGUAAUUAGUUAAG